This is a messenger RNA of Alnus glutinosa, 2426 nucleotides long. RefSeq names its product scarecrow-like protein 14. Gene Ontology annotation, biological process: regulation of DNA-templated transcription. The transcript has a single exon. Lineage: Eukaryota; Viridiplantae; Streptophyta; Magnoliopsida; Fagales; Betulaceae. The record is from RefSeq and is a predicted model, not a curated record. Gene Ontology annotation, cellular component: nucleus. Gene Ontology annotation, molecular function: DNA-binding transcription factor activity; sequence-specific DNA binding. The coding region runs from base 358 to 2310 and encodes 650 amino acids.
CUGGCGGCCGAUCAUUUUGUCUUGCUGUCUGUCUGAGUGUGUUUCCCAGAAGGUUCAAAACCCUGAAGAUGGUUCCUUUAGGGUUCGUUUAAUAGGAACCCAUUAUCGAUCCCCUAUCUUCUUUAUGCCUGCAGGCUGCAGAUACUCGGUCUUUACUCCAUUGAUACUUGGAUUUCUCCAACGCCCAGAUCUCCAAUUCUUUGAUUACCCACGAUUUAGUUUCAGCAUAUUCUUUUAUUAUUGUCUUUUCCUGACCAGUAUUCUUUCUUGGCAACCAAAAGCUUCUUUUUCUAAGUCGUAGGUAUCAGAACUUCAUAUUACAGUCGGGUUUCUUGGAAGUCAAAUACUUGGGUCUUUAUGGAUACCCUUCUUGAACGAUUUCCAAGAUCCAUGAAUAAAUUCACUUUCCACCAUGGCUCAGUUCCCCUGUUUUCAAAUGAUCAUAAUCCUGUAAAUCGGUUUGAUCAAGUCAGUAAUGAAUUUGUCAAUACGACGCCUAUCCUUCCAGCCAAUUCACAAGAAUCUAGUAUUGAUUCAAGUGAUCCAUCUGACAGUGGUGACUUCUCCAAUGUUUUCCUCAAGUACAUAAACGAGAUGCUUAUGGAAGAAGACCUGGAGACUAAGCCAUGCAUGUUGCAGGACUGUCUGGCUCUCCAGGCUGCUGAAAAAUCAUUGUAUGAAGCCCUUGGUCAGGAAUAUCCUCCAUCGUCCCAUCAACUCCAUUCUUGUAAUUUCUACCAAAACAUCGACAGCCCAGACAGCGCUGAUAGCAGUAAGUCCCUUCCAAAUGGCAAUAUUCGUGAAAUCAUUGAUUUGGAGAGCAUUCCACCAGUGCCUCCGGAGAAAAACAGGGAUGUGGUGGCCAAGGCCGAAAAGAAUCGGAUCGGGGACUCCUCAGCAAAUGGAUCAAGGGGAAAGAAAAAUCAUCAGCGGCAGGAUGGAGACGAUCAAGAAGAAGGAAGGAACAACAAGCAGUCGGCGGUUUAUGCGGGAGAUUCCGCACCACUAGACAUGUUUGAUAAGGUAUUGUUGCUUUGUAAUCGUGGAGACGACAACUCUACUUCAUGCGGUCCUCAUGAAUCUUCAGGAAAUGGAGGAGGAAGCAGCAGAAAGUUGCAGCCUAAUGGCAAAACAACUCGUUCGAAGAAACAAGGUAAUAACAAGGGGGAACUAGUAGAUUUAUGGACUCUGCUUACUCAAUGCGCGCAAGCUGUGGCAAGCGGUGACCAAAGAACUGGAAAUGAACUACUCAAGCAGAUUAGUCCCCACUCUUCUCCCUCCGGAGAUGCAAACCAGAGAUUAGCUCAUUACUUCUCCAACGCCCUCGAGGCACGCUUGGCUGGCACCAGGGUGCCUGUUUAUACACCCCAUGUGAGUAAUGGAACAUCAGCUGCUGACAUCUUAAAAGCUUACCAGGUAUACGUUAAAGCAUGCCCUUUCAAAAGAAUGUCAAAUUUCUUUGCUAAUCGAACGAUUAGGAAACUGUCUCUAUCCCAGAAAGCAACAAGAAUUCAUAUUAUUGAUUUUGGGAUUCUUUAUGGUUACCAAUGGCCCUGCCUCAUCCAACGGCUCUCUGAAAGGCCCGGUGGAGCUCCCAAGCUUCGCGUGACGGGGAUUGAGCUUCCCCAGCCGGGUUUUCGGCCUGCAGAAAGAGUUGAAGAGACAGGGCGUCGCUUGCAAAACUAUUGCAAGAGAUUUAACGUCCCUUUUGAAUUCAGUGUCAUAGCGAAAAAAUGGGAAACUAUUCAGCUUGAGGAUCUCAAGAUUGACAGGGAUGAACUGACCGUUGUUAACUGUUUGUACCGUUUGAAGAAUCUGCCUGAUGAAACAAUGGUGGCGAACAGCCCAAGAGACACCGUGCUAAAGCUGAUCAAGAGAAUAAAUCCGGAUUUAUUCGUGCAUGGUGUUGUUAAUGGAACAUACAAUGCGCCCUUCUUUGUCACGCGGUUCCGGGAGGCGCUCUUCCACUUCUCUGCAUGCUUUGAUAUGUUUGACGCAAAUGUGGCUCGCGAAGAUCAACAGAGGUUACUGUUUGAGAAAGAGAUAUAUGGAAGGGAUAUUAUGAACGUCAUAGCCUGUGAAGGCCUGGAAAGGGUUGAAAGACCAGAGACUUACAAGCAGUGGCAGGUCCGUAAUCUGAGGGCUGGGUUCAGGCAGCUGCCAUUGGACCAGGAUAUCUUGUACCAAGUGAAGAAAACGGUGAAGUCUGAGUAUCACAAGGAUUUCGUGGUGGAUGUGGAUGGCCAGUGGAUGCUGCAGGGAUGGAAGGGCCGUAUUACCCUUGCUCUUUCUUUUUGGCAACCUGCAUAAAAGCUCUGAAUAUUAAUGCUCAUCCAAGGUUCUGAGAUGGUCACAUUAGAUUUGGAUCUACAUGUACUGAUGUUUUAUAUGUUUACCCAGUCAAUAUAAAUAGGAAUUUUAUUGCA